AUGGCCAAGACUUUCCAAUUCCAGGACAUCCAAGUUAACUCGCCAGGCUUCGGCGCCAUGGGCCUGAGUUUCGGCCUGGGAAGCAAUCUGAGCUUGGAAGAAGCUGAACCCGUUCUACUUAAGGCAAUUGAGCUCGGGUGCACAUUCUGGGAUACAGCAGUUGUUUACCAGGCUGGUGUUAACGAGAAGCUUCUUGGCGACUUCAUCAGAAAGCACAACGUGCGGGACAAGGUGUUCAGUCAGUGCUUUCGAAGUAUUCUCACUUCAUUGACUACAACUGACUUUCCUCUUCCAGUCGCUUCCAAGUGUGGAUUUGACGUUUUUGGCUCCGGCGGUAUCACCAACUCUGCUUCUCACAUCAAGCAGUACAUCGAGGGCACUAUCGAGAGACUUGGUUUCACUCCUGACCUCUACUACCUUCAUCGCAUUGAUCCCAACACGCCCCUCGAGGAGUCCAUCACAGCGCUCGAUGAGAUCCGCAAGGCGGGCAAGACGAAGUACAUCGGUCUUUCUGAGUGCUCAGCGGCCACCCUUCGCAAGGCCAACUCAAUUGCCAAGAUCGAUGCGCUUCAAGCCGAGUACUCAGCUUUCGAGACCAUCCACGAGACUGACGGUUUGAUUGAAGCUGCAAAGGAGCUCGGAGUUGCAUACGUGGCUUACAGCCCCCUGGGUCACGGAUGGCUCGUUGAUGACUUCCAGUACAAGAGCCCAGACGACUUUGCACCCAACGAUUUCCGUCGUGGAAGUCCCAAGUUCCAAGGCGAGAACUUCUACAAGAACAAGGCUAUUGUUGAUGAGAUCAAGAAGCUUGCUGUGCGCAAGGGAGUCACGCUGCCUCAGAUUGCCCUUGCCUGGGUUGCCGCUCAGGGAAUGAUUCCUAUUCCUGGCACAACAAAGGCCAAGAGAUUAGAAGAGAACUGGGUAUCAAGAGACGUUGUUUUCUCCGACGAGGAGAGGGUGGAGAUGCGGAAGAUUAUCGAUGCGGCGAAGCCGCAUGGAAACAGAUACAACCCAACCCAGCAGGCUAUGGUUGGCCACUAA
This is a messenger RNA of Colletotrichum paranaense, 1041 nucleotides long. Its product is annotated as alcohol dehydrogenase. The record is from RefSeq and is a predicted model, not a curated record. Lineage: Eukaryota; Fungi; Ascomycota; Sordariomycetes; Glomerellales; Glomerellaceae. Gene Ontology annotation, cellular component: cytoplasm. Bases 1 to 1041 code for a protein of 346 amino acids. The transcript has 5 exons.